Trypanosoma grayi is the source of this 1224-nucleotide messenger RNA. RefSeq lists its product as hypothetical. The transcript has a single exon. Bases 1 to 1224 code for a protein of 407 amino acids. The record is from RefSeq and is a predicted model, not a curated record. NCBI's taxonomy places the organism in Eukaryota, Euglenozoa, Kinetoplastea, Trypanosomatida, Trypanosomatidae.
AUGAACCACGCAUUUGAAGAACCAGCUGAGGUGGCAACUGUCCCCGAUGCCAGGAAUGUUAGGUACAUUCUUCGCGGCACGCGGCUUCUCACACUGUUGAUUAACUUGGCCGCCAAGAUGAAUGGUAAGGAAAUUGCGAAGGCACAGAAUGCCCGAAUUGAGGACCUUCCAGUGCUGCUGGAUCUCACUGUCGGGCUAUUUGACCUCUCGGUGGAGAAAAACAUUGCGGCGGUGGUAGCAUUUAAAGAUUUAGUCGAUGUGGGCAAGAACACCAAGUGGGUUGUGGAAGGAACACUGUUGAAGAUUGAGAUCGACUUGUCAUCUGGACCUGAGAUGAGUAGAAACCACAAGUUGGGAACGAAACAUGUCAUCGCCUCCAUCCGCGCAAAUACCCCCAUAGGCCAGUCGAAAUGCCGCGCAACCUUGAAGCUGCAGUGCGAAGGUGGAGGGAGCUGGCCGGCGAUGCUGUCACCACGAAGUGUCGUUGAUUUUGGGGAUGAUACAUCCCCUCCCGGCAUCGUCGCGCGUGCGUUACAGUUUAGCCCGUCCGUCUCACUUGCACGGAUGACUGAUUCUCCUGGUGCCUAUCCAGGCAUGAUUGAGCUCGACGAUUUCGUUACUUUAGACUUGCGCAGUCUUCCUGUAGUGAAAUUGCGCCUCAACAUGUAUAGAAAAACUGGGCAGUUUGUGAAGUUUACCGGUGAUAUCCUCUCGGGGAUUGGCGUUUCAUUGGUUGUGCAGUGCUGCGGUGAGUCCGAUUCACCAACAAACAGACGUCGGGGCGAAGGAAAGGCAGUGAACAUGUGGGCCCAUGAGGAAAUCACACCUUCCGGUGAGGAAGUCCUCGUUGUGGAGUUUGACUCCACAAAGGAGAGCGGUCCACGGAAUGGUGCAAGGUGCAUGAUCAGCAACGCCAGUCGUCUCUCAGUCAAGAAUCGCUAUGUGGUUGACUUCACGGCGAUCGGGCCCAUUUCAUUCCUGCCUAGUUUUUCGGAGGUGUACAACAGCGUCUGUAGAUUCCUCGACCCUAACCCCAACCCUUUGCUGACGCUAAGCAUGCCUGAUGUGCGGGCACACGUGGCGAGUGAUUUUCCACUGCGCACUGUUAGUCGGGAGCUGAAAAACCUUGUGUGGCAAGCGGUGCGCCUAUACAUCAUAAAGGACUACAUGCCCCACGAGCGUUACGAAGCCUCCAUGUCGCCUGUUGCUCCAAAAGUUAGAUAG